This is a messenger RNA of Lecanosticta acicola, 864 nucleotides long. NCBI's taxonomy places the organism in Eukaryota, Fungi, Ascomycota, Dothideomycetes, Mycosphaerellales, Mycosphaerellaceae. The record is from the annotation of a GenBank genome assembly.
AUGUCUUCGACUCACCGAACCGGCGUCUCAGCCCGCGGCGCAGCUCGAGAAAAUACCCUCACAGCCCCAACAUCAGGCCUCGCGCCGGGUCACGUACAAGCCAAUCUGAUCGUCCUCCCCUCCAAGCCAUCUCACUACGCCCAGGACUUCCGGCGAUUAUGUCUACGAAACCCAGUAGCUCUGCCGCUGAUCGCAGAGGGCGGAUACGAUAGUCUCAAGAGCCAUCUGCCGAAUCUGGAACACGACGAAAUCAUCCGGACCACGCCCGGGUUUGAUCUGAGGCGAGACGUGCCGAAGUACACGGUCUACCGAGAUGGGAAAGUCGUCGGAGAAGAAGUGGUGCAAGAUAUCAGGGCGGAAUGGCAAGACCAUGUGGCUUUUCUGACGGGAAGCUCGUUUACUUUCGUUACGGAUCUGGCGAAGGCAGGGCUUGCUCCGCGCCAGCCUUCUGCACCGCUGUAUGUGGCGACGAAGAAGCACCUGUACCCUUCGGGCAUCUUCUACGACUCCCCGACUGUGGUCUCCAUGCGAGCCUACUCUGCUGCGGAGAUCGGUAGAGUGCGAGAGAUUACUGCUCCCUUUGUAGCCACUCAUGGAGAACCGAUUGAUUGGGGCUGGGGAGCAGUAGACCGUCUCGGGAUAGAAGACAUCAAUACUCCGGCAUACGGGGACGCACCUUUGACGAAGGAUGGCAAACCAUUCGGAGAUGCAGCAUGGACGAGCGAGGUUGUGCCAGUAUUCUGGGCUAGUGGUGUCACGGCACUGGAGGCGGUGAAGAAGGCUGAAUUGGAAGGGACAGUGAUGGUGAAUAAGCCAGAUUACAUGUUACUGCUGGACUGUCAAGUUGGUGACGUGAAGAAGUGA